Messenger RNA from Cryptotermes secundus, 611 nucleotides. Its product is annotated as cuticle protein 19-like. Bases 83 to 457 code for a protein of 124 amino acids. Lineage: Eukaryota; Metazoa; Arthropoda; Insecta; Blattodea; Kalotermitidae. The transcript is spliced from 3 exons. Gene Ontology annotation, cellular component: extracellular matrix. The record is from RefSeq and is a predicted model, not a curated record.
UAAUGAGCACUUAAGUAGCAUUCGCAGUUUAAUUUUUCCAGUGCAUAGGUCUUCAGAAAAAGAAACGUAUUUUAAAUUUAAAAUGUACGAUUUUCAGGUACUCUCCGUCGUUGCUGUGACUGCGCUGGCCGCAGCUGUUACUGCCUAUCCAGGGUACGCUCACCACGGAUUCUACCCAUCAGCUCUCGCGCACGGACAUGAGGACUAUCACGCUCCAGCACACUACAAGUUCAACUACGCAGUGCACGACCCCCAUACCGGUGACGUCAAGAACCAAUGGGAGUCCCGAGAUGGUGACGUUGUGAAGGGCUCCUACAGCCUGGUUCAGCCUGACGGAGCCACCCGCACAGUCGAGUACACUGCAGACAAGCAUAACGGGUUCAGCGCCAUCGUUAAGACGGCAGGAGGACAUACUAAACCCGAAAUCACUUUCCACGGUGCUGGUGGCUUCCUAUAACUCACUCUGGACUGUCACGUGUGAAUACUAUGAGAGAGAUUUAUAUUGUCGGUUGUGUGCAUCUUCAUCAAACAUAUGACAUGCGUUUCUGUUAACCAUAAGUUACGUUUAUUUAUUACUGAGAGAUUUGUAUUGCGUGUUCUUUUCAUUUUAG